GGGUCAAGCGUCUGUCUUUGCCUCGCCGAGGUCUGGCUCCUCCUCGGGCCUGUAGCGUCGAGCAGGCCCCGCUGCACGGCUCGCUAGUGCUAAUGCUAAUGUUUGCCCGCGCCUUCGUUGAGCGGCUCCCCGCAGAACAAACCAUCUUUUCGGCCAAAAAAACCGAUUAGGGAUUAAUCCUCCGACCAGUUCUGGUUAAUUCCCAUGUGUUUUUAAUAAAACACUUGUAAAUCCUCAUCAAAAUCUAACGGGUAACAUCUUAUGUCUAUAUGUGGAUGGUGAAGUAACAUUUUAUUUUGAAAAGCUGCAACCAGAAAAUUUGACAUUAUUUUACAACGAUCAUUAAUAAUCAAGGAUAUGAUCAUGCUGUAAAUACGCAGUAUAGUUUUUUCCGGUUGAGUAAUCGAUAAUUGAUCUGAUCAAGACCAUCAUCCAAUAGAAAUAUCAUGGUGUCGAUUCAUCGUCUGGUAAAAACAUAAUUUGACCAGUGACUGUGUGAAUUUUGAGAAAAUGGUUUAAUGUCCAAUGUGACAAACUAUAAACCUAAUAAAUGUACAGUUUACUAUUAUGACAACUAGAGGAUGUCAAUUCACCAAGAAGUAACGUGGAUUCAAAAUAAUCAAUUAUCAGAAGUGAAAUCAAUAAUAGAAUCAUUGCAACCAUUACAAAUAAACACACAAAUGUAAUAUACCAAGCAUUAGCUGUGUUCUGCCUUUUUUCUGUUUUAUAUUAUGACAAAUUGGUCACAUUUUUCCUGUUGAUAUUUUAAUGAAUAUGUAUAACUGAGAUUUAUCAAGUUUGGUAAAAUGUGUGUUACGGCAGAUAAGAGCUGAGGUAGUAAAAAGCUAAAAUUGAAAUGGACAAAUAGGAGGAAUAAAUGCAAAUCUCAUGAUCAGUGCCUCCCUUAGACGACCCAGAUCCCUCUAGGAUGCCUGGAUUGAAGUAUUUUUAAUUUGACUAGGAAAUAAUUGUCCUCUGCUUUGUAUUCUCUUCUAUUGAAUUACAUCUGGCCACUGUGCAGGUAGGAAAUGUCCUGCUUCUCAGGCAAGAUGAAGACAUCACAACCAUCUAAUGAGAAGGUCUAAACAUGAGUGAUUGACAGUAUUCAUUAAUUCUCAACAAUGUGGACACGUGGAAAUUAUUGAACACACUAAAGAUAUUGUUUGAACCCAGUCUUAUCUCAGUAUGUGCCUUUUCUCUCAUAAUCCAUCAUUAGCUCAGUUGUCCCUGGGGACACAGACUCAGUGUAAACAUGGCUUGGUGGGUCUCCUUGUUUCUAUUCUUUGCACAACAUAUCUGUAUUUUUUUCCAGUGACUCUCCCUUGCCUGUGACUUCACGUGUCUGUUUUGUAAAGUUCCUUGAGUCUGAAUCGGUGGGAGUCUCUCAACACCUGACGAACACCGUCUUCGUGGACCGAGCCCUGAUCGUGGUCCCCUUCGCUGAAGUGGACAAGUCAUUUGCAGAGAGCCCCUUCCCUGCUGGCUGAAAGUGGUCCACUGCUGCCAUCAGGAGAUUAGAAAAAAAUAAUGGCACCAGGCUCGCAAGCUGCCUUCUCUCUCUUGUUCUGCAGUAAAAUAUUAACUCUUUAUUUUUCUCUCUCUGUUCAAGGCAUCUUUUCUUUGAAAAUAAGAAUAGGCACUUGACUCUUAAGUCAAUUGAGGGGGUUGGGGACAGGGUGCAGGGCAAUCGCAAUUCCUCACGUUCAAGUAUUUCAAUUUUUUCCUCAAAUUAAAUGUGGACAAGUAGCCAUGCAGCGACCUAGGGAUGCCCCGAGCAGAUCUGAAUCGAGAUCCCAUCAAGGCCUUAAAAAAAAAAAAUAGAUCUACUGUCAAGCUUGAACCAUUUCUUAUCCUGUAUUUAUAUUUUUCAACCUUUGUCUAAUGUGUUAGUCUGGAAAAACCAGACUAACAAUCACUUCACCUCUAUUUCAGCCACAGUUUGCCAUCACACAGCACUGACACUGAUAUCUUGUGCCACAUAAUAGGAAAGCAUCAAGUACUCUGCACUGACACACAGGUAUUUUCAGUAACUGGCUGAUUAGAGCUGUUUUUUGGUUCAAGUUGGACCGGGCUCAUGGAGGAGUUUGCUGAUGUAAUCAACUCCAGGUGUCUUGCUCAAAUAUGUGCAAGAAAACUAAGCAGGCGAGGGAGAUGUCAAUCAUUCUUACAGGCCCACACUGUCCUGAGGGGGGAUGCAAUCAGCCAAACAUGCUAGAAAACCUGUGACUUUACUGUGGGAAUCCCUUUUUUUUUUUUUCUUCUUCUUAAUGCAGAGCUGUUCAGAACUCCCCUGACUGUUCAGCCUGAGUAUACAGUACAAAUACAAGCUAAAAGAAAAAAUAUAAAUACUGGAUUAAGGCUUGGUAUUGGGAGAUUUUUAUUAACUUACACUGGCAAUAAAGGGGAAAUGUUCGGGACCUCCCUACACCACAACGCAUGCAAGAUAAAUUACCUAAUCAGCCCUGCAUGCAAGACUAGAUUUCCAAAGUGUGAUCACACAGUCGAUUUUGUGGAAGUAAAUAAGCAUAUAAUUUGGUUAUUAAUUAUAAGCGCACAAGCUGCCUUUGGCUUUUACUUGCUUCAUGUGCCAAAGCAUCAUAGUAUUUUAGACUGUGCAUUUGUGUUCCCAAAUUUCCACUAACAUACAAGCUAAAAAGAAGUGUUAUCAGCCUCUGCUUGAUGUUGCAGUAAAAAUGCAUUUUUUUUUAUUGACCCUCUCCACACAUAACUCUGACAGAGUUGAGUAAAUCUCACGUUUAACAGUGGUGUUUCUUUUGUUGUUGUGUUUUACAGUUCUUUUUCCUGGUUCAGCCAGCCCCCUAUAUACCAGGCCCUGCUGAAAAUGCCACCAACAGUUUUGUCUUCUGCAGCCUUAUCCUGUUCUCAAGUGUCUUUUCUGUUGUGUGUGUGUGUGCGCGUGUGUGUGAGCGUGUCUCUCUCUCCCCCCCUCUCUCUCUCCCCUCCAUUUUUUUCAAAACCAUGUAAAAAUGUCAGUUUAAAAAUAGGCCGUUUUCAGAUUGCACAACCAUGGAUGAUCGUCUCCUUUUAAGAUUUUGCUGUUCAGUCUUUCUUCAGCUUUGGGCACAUUUUCCAUGAUUUUUGCAGGCACAAGCCCAUGACUGUUUAGUGCAGAUUAUCUUGGACAUUGUGUAUUUAUACUGUGACAUACUGUUGGCUAACACCAGUUCUGAAGCUUAGUAGUAUGAGUAUUUUAUCAUGUUGCAAAUCAGCCUUUUUGUCUUUGUUAUUCUGGUGGUAUUGUACAAAGUAACCACAAUCAAAUCCCAGAAAAGGUAAAAUGACAACCUUUUCUGUUGUUUUAUUUGUAUUGGUAGUGGUAAGUGAUGUUGAAAUGUACCCUUGUGUCUACACCCAAAUCAUGAACUUUGUUUUCUGUAUCUCAAUGUUCUUGUGUACUUUAUAGCGAAGCAGCCGGCGCGAGUCGCUUGUUCAUAAAACAUCUAAUGAAAGUUGAGAGCACAUCCCACGGGACAACUGGCUGUGCUUGCUUACGUUUGGUUCAUGACUUAAAAAACAAGUACAGGUGAUAAAAUCUUGGCAGUGUUGACCAGUGUGUAUUGUGACUUUUAGACUCAUAGCUGCUAAUCCUACAAUCAUACUUUGACACAAAAAAAAGUCAGGGAUCAAGAUUUACAGACGAGACAAAGUGGUAUUAUUAUUUAUUUUUAUUUUUCACAAAAGUGUAGUUAGACUAAGGAGGCUUGUCUGCAAGUCUUGAGUGUUUAUUGAUCAUAUGCUCUGAGUAUAUACUGAAAUGCUGCUGUUUUUCACCAGGAGUCAUUCCUGAUGAAUCUAAAGCUAUGUCGCUGCUGGCUCCAGCCAAUGCCGUGGCAGGAAUGAUGCCUGGUGGAGGCCUUCUCCCAACACCCAAUCCUCUGGCAUCAAUGGGCGGUACUCCAUUUGGAAGUCUGGGAGCUCCCAACAUGGAGCAAAUGGCUGCCAUGGGAAUGCAGGGCCCAAACAUGAACCCCCAGGCUCUCUCUGCAGAUUUUCUGAAGCUCAUGCAGUCCAUGGAUCCCAAAUUGAAUUCAUUAGCAGCCGGACUGAACUUGAAUGCAGGGAUGAAGAAUGACGCCUCCAACAAGGAGAUUGAAGAGGCUAUGAAGAGAGUCCGAGAAGCUCAGUCUCUCAUUUCUGCAGCCAUCGAACCUGGAAAUAAGAAAGAUGACAAGCGUAAACAUUCCCGCUCCCGUUCACGCUCUCGGCGCAGGAGAACCAGAUCUCGCUCAAGACACAGACGUUCGAAGAGCAGGUCUCGGCGAAGGUCCCAUUCUCGUAGUAGGAGGAGGACCAAGAGCCCACGAAGGAGGAGGUCCCACUCCCGGGAGAGGAACCGCCGCAGCAGGUCGAGGGACAGGAGAAAGGAGGAGAAGUCUAAGAAAAGGUCCAAAACGCCUCCUAAGAGCUACAGCAGCGCCAGGAGAUCUCGAAGCAUCAGCCGGAGACAUAGGCGAAGCCGCAGUGCGUCUCGCUCCCCCAAGAGGAAGGUGUCCCGGUCUCCAUCACCCAGACGUCACAAGAAAGAGAAGAAGAAGGACAAGGAGCGCGAGAAGGAGCGGGACAGAGACAGGAAGGAGGACAGGGACCGCAUUAGAGACGAAAGGGAACGUUCCACCAGUAAAAAGAAGAAGAGCAAGGACAAGGAACGAGAGCGAGACCGAGACCGAGAACGCAAGUCAGACAGCGAGAAGGGAGACGUCAAGGUGACCCGGGACUAUGACGAGGAGGAACAAGGUUAUGACAGCGAUAAAGAAGUGGAGGAUGAUGACGACGAGAGGAAGAGCGACUCCGACUCGGCCUCGUCUCCCAAAGGCCAAGAGGAGAUGGAGCGUUCCGAGGGUCAGAUUCCCAAGAAGUCCAAACAGAACGGAGACGAUCACCAUCAGGAAGACAUGGAGAUGAGUGAUUAAACACCCCCCCCCCCCCCCCCCCCACCCCCUUCCCCACGAGAAUGAUCAUGGCAACGUUCUCUUCCCACUGUCCUUUUUAUAUUUUUUAAUAUCUGCCACAACAUGUCUGUGUCUGAUCACAAGGUUAAAAAAGAUUUGUUGUCUUAGCUGUAGAUGCCUUGGGGGAGGAAGGGGUGUGUAGAGUUAACAGUCCAUUCAGUUUUGUAAAGACGUGAGAAAACGAGGACUAAAAUAUGAAUAACACAAGACCUGUUUUUAAAUUGUCUUCAUGUACUUUUUUAAGAUCCUGUUUAUUUUUGCUUUGGGUUGAGAUGUUGUCUUCCUGACAGUAGAAUACGCAGCGUUUUCCUCUGAUCGGCUGCAUUUGUAAAUAUUUUACUGGUCAGGUCUGAAUCUUUCCCUCAGACGGUUAGUGACGCAGCACCAGCUUCCUGUUCCUUUUAUUUUCCUCUUUGGUUGCAGAACCAUUUUUGCUUCAACUGUUAUGCACCCAGUGGUUGUUCAGCUGACCCUCCUAUUUACAGCGCUUUGUUAUUGUACACUGUAGACUGAAUAUGUUGCAAUGAAAUACUUUGUCUGCAAUAGGUUUUCCAAAGGAAACAAAUAAAAUUUGAUCCGACUGUC
Messenger RNA from Platichthys flesus (European flounder), 5555 nucleotides. RefSeq names its product serine/arginine-rich splicing factor 11-like. The transcript is spliced from 11 exons. Bases 3822 to 4931 code for a protein of 369 amino acids. NCBI's taxonomy places the organism in Eukaryota, Metazoa, Chordata, Actinopteri, Pleuronectiformes, Pleuronectidae. Gene Ontology annotation, cellular component: nucleoplasm. Gene Ontology annotation, molecular function: RNA binding. The record is from RefSeq and is a predicted model, not a curated record.